GCGAUCGUCCUCCUCUACUCUGCCUUCAUGAGGCUCCAUCUAAAGUACUGUGAAUCCUCUUGUGGUGUCCUGGCCCAUCUCGUGGCUUGGAAGAUCAUGGUGAUCUUACUUCUGUCUCGUCAGCUGAUGGCAGGUCACAGGAACGCUGGCGGGUUGGGUAGUGGGUGGUUGCUGAGAUGAUGGAUCUCUGCUGAAUGAGGCAUCUGGAGGUGGGGGCUCUGGGGCCGGGCCGCUCCGCUCCAGGGCCGGGCCAGGUUUUCAUUUCUUUAUGUACUGCUGUGUUGCUGCAGCUGCCCUUCUGUAUUGUUACUGCUUUUUUUGUUCGUGAAUAUUAAAACGUGUUAUCUCCAUGUUGGUUGUCAUCCUGCUCUCUUUUCUCUGUUUUGCAGGUCAGCUCAUGUUGGAAGUUGGUGGUGUCACUGUAUGAAUGAAGGUCAGUUCAGGAGCAGCUGCUGAUGGAAGGAAUGAAGUCCACGGUAAUGAGCUGAAGCAUCUCCUGGUCAUCUGGUCCAACCUCCCUGCAGUGAACUGGGACCCUACGCUGGGUCAGGCGCUCAGAGCCUGCUCCAGCCUCUCCCUGAAUGCCUCCAAGGAUUGAGCUUCCACCACCUCCCUGGGCAACAUGUGCCACUGCCUCACCGCUCUUGUCAUGAAAGACUUUUUCCUUUAAUGCAAUCUAAAUCUCCCCUCUCUUACUCGGACACUAUUUCCCCUUUCGUUACAACAGUUCCACCAGGGAGGCCAGCUCUGGCACAGUGGGGCACCCUGCCACGGCUUUGGGCAGAGUGGUGGAGAUGCAGCCCAGGGCGAGGAGGGCGAGGCUGAGGAGGAAGAAGCGCAUGCGGUGUGCAGGCGGUGGUCGAGGGCUGCGGCUGUGCUGAUGAGGCCAUUGCCCAGGCCAUUUUGUCCAGAUCUCAAGGCAAGGCCUCUUUAUCCUCAAGGAGGUCUAAACUCCUCCCAGCUUAGCAUCAUCCACAAACUGAUUGAUACAACCAACAGAUCUUUAGUGGAACCAACAGUAAAAACAAGAUAGAGAAAUGGCCUUAAAAUGGAGCCCAGCAGAAUUCAACAGGUUCAUCAGACACACAGGGCAACUGUCAGGACAAAGUCACCGAAUCCUCCAGUGCAGCCAUGUUUUAGUUGUCAAGGGACAUUCUAAGGCAUGCAUAGCCAAGGCUUUAUGAUGCCAUGAGCCACCUCCCUGACAAAAGCUCUAGAUCUGGGAAACCUGGCAACAGAACACCAGCUGUGAUGCAAGGCAGCCAGCCAACAAAGGCACGCACUCAGGGGCCAGAACUCCAGCCAGCCAGCCAGCCAGCGAGCCAGCCAAGGAAGGCAGGCAGGGGCCAGGACUCCAGCCAGUCAGCCAAAGCAGGCAGGCAGAGGCCAUGACUCCAUCCAGCCAGCCAAGACAGGCAAGCAGGAACCAGGACUCCAGCCAGCCAGGUAAGACAGGCAGGCAGGGGCCACAACUACACCCAGCCAACCAAGGCAGGCAGGCAGGGUCCACAGUUCCAGCCAGCCAGCCAAAACAGGCAGGCAGGAGGCAGGACUCCAGGCAGCCAGCCAAGGCAGGUAGGUAAGAAACAUGUCUACAGCCAUCCAGCCAAGGCAGGCAGGCAGGCAGGGGCCAGGACUCCAGCCAGCCAGCCAAGGCAGGCAGGCAUGGACCAUGACCACAGCCAGCCAGCCAAGGCAGGCAAGCAAGGACCACGACUACAGGCAGCCAGACAAGGCAGGCAGGCAGUGGCCAGGACUCCAGCCAGCCAGCCAAGGCAAGGACGGCCACGGUUCCAGCAAGCCAGCCAAGGCAGGCAGGCAGGGGCCACAACCACAGCCAGCCAGCCAAGACAGGCAGGCAGGGUCCACAGUUAGAGCCAGCCAUCCAAGGCAGGCAGGUAGGCAGGAGCCAGGACUCGAGCCAUCCAGCCAAGGCAGGCAGGCAGGGGCUAGGACUGCAGCCAUCCAGCCUAGGCAAGGAUGCAGGAGCCAUGACUCCAGCCAGCUAGCCAAGGCAGGCAGGCAGGGUCCAAGGUUCCAGCCAGCCAGCCAAGGCAGACAGGAAGGCGAGGUCCAUUGUUCCAGCAAGCCAGCCAAGGGAGGCAGGCAGGAGCCAGGACACCAUCCAGUCAGCAAAAGCAGGCAGGCAGAGGCCAUGACUCCAGUCAGCCAGCCAAGGCAGGCAAGCAGGGGCCAGGACUCCAGCCAGCCAGCCAAGGCAGGCAGGCAGGAGCCAGGACUCCAGCCAGCCAGCCAAGGCAGGCAGGCAGGAGCCAGGACUCCAGUCAGCCAGCCAAGGCAGGCAGGCAGGAGCCAGGACUCCAGCCAGCCAGCCAAGGCAGGCAGGCAGGAGCCAGGACUCCAGUCAGCCAGCCAAGGCAGGCAAACAGGGGCCACGGUUCCAGCAAGCCAGCCAAGGCAGGCAGGCAGUGGCCAGGACUCCAGCCAGCAAGCCAAUGCAGGCAGGCAGGCAGGAGCCAGGACUCCAGCUAGCCAGCCAUGGCAGGCAGGCAGGCAGGGGCCAGGACUCCAGCCAGCCAGCCAAGGCAGGCAAGCUAGGACCACGACUACAGGCAGCCAGACAAGGCAGGCAGGCAGUGGCCAGGACUCCAGCCAGCCAGACAUGGCAGGCAAGGAGGGCCACGGUUCCAGCAAGCCAGCCAAGGCAGGCAGGCAGGGGCCACAAGCACAGCCAGCCAGCCAAAAGAGGCAGGCAGGGUCCACAGUUCCAGCCAGCCAACCAAGGCAGGCAGGCAGGAGCCAGGACUCCAGCCAUCCAGCCAAGGCAGGCAGGCAGGGGCCUGGACUGCAGCCUUCCAGCCAAGGCAGUCAUGCAGGAGCCAUGACUCUAGCCAGCUAGCCAAGGCAGGCAGGCAGGGUCCACGGUUCCAGCCAGCCAGCCAAGGCAGGCAGGCAGGCAGGGGCUAGGACUCUAGCGAGCCAGGCAAUGCAGGCAGGCAGGAGCCAGGACUGCAACCAUCCAGCCAAGGAAGGUAUGCAGAAGCCAUGACUCCAGCUAGCUAGCCAAGGUAGGCAGGCAGGGGCCACGGUUCCAGACUGCCAGCAUGCCAAGGCAGGCAGGCAGGGGCCAGGACUCCAGCCAGCCAGCCAAGGCAGACAGGCAGGCAAGGUCCAUUGUUCCAGCAAGCCAGCCAAGGGAGGCAGGCAGCAACCAGCACUCCAUCCAGUCAGCAAAAGCAGGCAGGCAGAGGCCAUGACUCCAUACAGCCAGCCAAGACAGGCAGGCUGGAGCCAGGACUCCAGUCAGCCAGCCAAGGCAGGAAGGCAGGAGCCAGGACUCCACUCAGCUAGCCAAGGCAGGCAGGCAGGAGCCAGGACUCCAGUCAGCAAGCCAAUGUAGGCAGGCAGGAGCCAGGACUCCAGCCAGCCAGCCAAGGCAGGCAGGCAGGAGCCAAGACUCUAGCCACCUAGACAAGGCAGGCAAGCAAGGACCACGACUACAGGCUGCGAGGCAAGGCAGGCAGGCAGUGGCCAGGACUCCCGCCAGCCAGACAUGGCAGGCAAGGAGGGCCACGGUUCCAGCAAGCCAGCCAAGGCAGGCAGGCAGGGGCCACAAGCACAGCCAGCCAGCCAAAAGAGGCAGGCAGGGUCCACAGUUCCAGCUAGCCAGCCAAGGCAGGCAGGCAGGAGCCAGGACUCCAUUCAGCCAGCCAAGGCAGGCCGGCAGGAGUCAGGACUCCAGUCAGCAAGCCAAUGCAGGCAGGCAGGAGCCAGGACUCCAGCCAGCUAGGCAAGGCAGGCAGGCAGGAGUCAGGACUGCAGUCAGCCAGCCAAGGCAGGCAGGCAGGAGCCAGGACUCCAUCCAGCCAGCCAAGACAGGCAAGCAGGAACCAGGACUACAGCCAGCCAGGUAAGACAGGCAGGCAGGGGCCAUGACUACAGCCAGCCAGCCAAGGCAGGCAGGCAGGGGCCACAACUACACCCAGCCAACCAAGGCAGGCAGGCAGGGUCCACAGUUCCAGCCAGGCAGCCAAAACAGGCAGGCAGGAGGUAGGACUCCAGGCAGCCAGCCAAGGCAGGUAGGUAAGAAACAUGUCUACAGCCAUCCAGCCAAGGCAGGCAGGCAGGCAGGGGCCAGGACUCCAGCCAGCCAGCCAAGGCAGGCAGGCAUGGACCAUGACCACAGCCAGCCAGCCAAGGCAGGCAAGCAAGGACCACGACUACAGGCAGCCAGACAAGGCAGGCAGGCAGUGGCCAGGACUCCAGCCAGCCAGCCAAGGCAAGGACGGCCACGGUUCCAGCAAGCCAGCCAAGGCAGGCAGGCAGGGGCCACAACCACAGCCAGCCAGCCAAGACAGGCAGGCAGGGUCCACAGUUCCAGCCAGCCAUCCAAGGCAGGCAGGUAGGCAGGAGCCAGGACUCGAGCCAUCCAGCCAAGGCAGGCAGGCAGGGGCUUGGACUGCAGCCAUCCAGCCUAGGCAAGGAUGCAGGAGCCAUGACUCCAGCCAGCUAGCCAAGGCAGGCAGGCAGGUUCCAAGGUUCCAGCCAGCCAGCCAAGUCAGACAGGAAGGCAAGGUCCAAGUUCCAGCAAGCCAGCCAAGGGAGGAAGGCAGGAGCCAGGACACCAUCCAGUCAGCAAAAGCAGGCAGGCAGAGGCCAUGACUCCAUACAGCCAGCCAAGACAGGCCGGCAGGAGCCAGGACUCCAGUCAGCCAGCCAAGGCAGGCAGGCAGGAGCCAGGACUCCAGUCAGCCAGCCAAGGCAGGCAAACAGGGGCCACGGUUCCAGCAAGCCAGCCAAGGCAGGCAGGCAGUGGCCAGGACUCCAGCCAGCAAGCCAAUGCAGGCAG
Molecule: messenger RNA, 4810 nt
Organism: Lagopus muta (rock ptarmigan)
Lineage: Eukaryota; Metazoa; Chordata; Aves; Galliformes; Phasianidae
Exons: 3
Coding region: 1589-2860 (423 amino acids)
Source: RefSeq, a predicted model, not a curated record